CGUUGUCAUUUCACACUCUUUUCUUGCAGCACCUGCCAGCGUUCGUUACGUCCAUAAUGAUGUCGUGGUACCCGACUUCUCUGCCUAUCGUCGACAAGACGUGCUAGAUGCCACCACGUCUUCUCAAAGCAGCAGUGAAGCUAGAAAAGGGUUUUCCUACCUGCUGACUGCAACGACAUGCGUAGCAACUGCAUAUACUGCUAAGAAUGUUGUCACCCAGUUUAUUUCCAGCCUGAGCGCCUCUGCCGAUGUGCUAGCCUUGUCAAAGAUUGAGAUCAAGUUAUCUGACAUUCCAGAAGGCAAGAACAUGGCUUUCAAGUGGAGAGGGAAGCCCCUUUUUGUGCGUCACAGAACCCAGGCAGAGAUUAAGCAGGAAGCUGAAGUUGAUGUGUCUAAACUGAGGGAUCCGCAGCAUGACUUAGACAGAGUAAAGAAACCAGAAUGGGUCAUAUUAGUAGGUGUCUGCACUCACCUCGGCUGUGUACCCAUUGCUAACUCCGGAGAUUUUGGCGGUUAUUACUGCCCUUGCCACGGGUCCCAUUACGAUGCCUCUGGCAGAAUCAGGAAAGGCCCCGCUCCCCUUAACCUUGAGGUUCCAACUUACCAGUUUCUUAGUGAUGAUUUAGUGGUUGUUGGCUGAACAACGAGGUGCUUGCUCACUUUCAUGGUCCUCUGAAUGUACGCUCAAAAGGGUUAACUGAGAUUCAGAAAUACUGUAAAAGCAGGUGAUCGUAAAAACAUAUUAGCUCUCUAGAUCUCAACCAGAAGUAUGUUUGAAUACUUCCCUGUGUUCAAUUUUAAUAAAAACUUGGAGUGAGCACUUGU
Messenger RNA from Apaloderma vittatum (bar-tailed trogon), 825 nucleotides. RefSeq names its product cytochrome b-c1 complex subunit Rieske, mitochondrial. Gene Ontology annotation, molecular function: quinol-cytochrome-c reductase activity; 2 iron, 2 sulfur cluster binding. The transcript has a single exon. The record is from RefSeq and is a predicted model, not a curated record. NCBI's taxonomy places the organism in Eukaryota, Metazoa, Chordata, Aves, Trogoniformes, Trogonidae. Gene Ontology annotation, biological process: mitochondrial electron transport, ubiquinol to cytochrome c. Gene Ontology annotation, cellular component: membrane. The annotation marks the transcript as partial.